Messenger RNA from Arabis nemorensis, 819 nucleotides. Lineage: Eukaryota; Viridiplantae; Streptophyta; Magnoliopsida; Brassicales; Brassicaceae. The record is from the annotation of a GenBank genome assembly.
AUGGAGGGAAAUCAAGCAGGAUAUUCUCUAGAUCUAUUGAUAGCUUCGUUCAACAAACGAGUCGGCGAGUUACAGGAACUCGUAAUCGCUCGAAACAUGUAUCCGGCGAGUAGCAUACCGGAUUUAACGGCGAUCGACACGGCGUUGAGCUCGAUGGAGCUUCAAGUACAGUCGAUUAAGGACCGGGUACGUGAAGAAACCGAAGCUAUUCCAAAAGCCAAGAAACUUAUUGAGGCAACAUUGAAACAACAAGGGAAAUUGAAGAAGAUGUCUGUUUAUGCACCAUCACAUUUUCCUGAUAAGACUACAAUGUUGAAUUCAGAUAUAAAUAGAUGUUUGCUCCAAGAAAAUGUCAAGCUUCACGAACAGAAUUCGGCUCUCGUCUCAUUGAAAUCUGAUGAGGAAGCAGCUGUUUUACCUAAGGAGAAGAAAGGUCGCGGGUCUCCUCCGCUUUGGUAUAUAACUGUUGAUGAACUCAAUUCCCUCUCUUCAUACAUGAGAGGAAGACUCACCCUUGAGAAAGUGAAUGCGGCUAUCAAUGACAUGGCUUCAUAUGCUGAAACAAAUGCUCAUCUUAUUUCAGCCCCGAAACAGAAGCUGGCGGAAAAUCUCUGGGAGAAAGCACUGAAACUACGAGACAUUGUAACAACUGGUGUCUUAAAAGGAAAACAUUUCUUUCUUGAAACUGACAUGAAGGGACCAAUGCUGAAACUUGACAACACAGGCAAAGCAAUACUUACAGUUCUUCGUCACCUUGGUCGUAUCAGUGAGGCUCGCAUCGGUCAGAACCGCGUAAUCAUUCUUAUGAAGCCUCAUUAG